This is a messenger RNA of Durotheca rogersii, 1625 nucleotides long. Its product is annotated as kinase phosphorylation protein-domain-containing protein. Lineage: Eukaryota; Fungi; Ascomycota; Sordariomycetes; Xylariales; Xylariaceae. The record is from RefSeq and is a predicted model, not a curated record. The transcript has a single exon. Bases 169 to 951 code for a protein of 260 amino acids.
ACCCUUUUCAUUCCUCAUCCCAGCCCUUGAGGAUACCUAAUUUCUUCCCUCUCCCAUCGACCACCCAUACGCUCAGCCUCCGCCUGUACACGUACACGACAAGAGAACCACUAGCAAAACCUUGCUGAAAUACCGCCUCUACCGCACUUGUCCCCGUAUACGUUCUAGAUGGAUCUUGUCUCGAGCAUCCGCAAGACGGGUUCCCGCGGCGGGGUCAACUUCAAUUGGGACGAUGUCGCAGGCUCGAGCCAUCGAGAAAAUUAUCUCGGCCACAGCCUGAAAGCCCCCGUCGGCCGCUGGCAAAAAGGACGGGACCUUACCUGGUACGCAAAACCCGACGGACAAGACAAAUCGACGACGGAAACGGAGCAAGAGAAGGCCGAAAGAGAGCGGAAAGAGGAACUGAAAAAGAUCAAGGAAGCAGAAGAGGACGCGUUAGCUCGCGCAUUAGGGUUACCAGUCGCCCCUCGAAAAGCUACAGGCGCAAAUGCUGUGGAUGUUAGCGAAGGGAGAGGGGUGACGAACGGCGAUGAUUUAAACUCUCCCACAAGAGGAGACAAGGGACCGACUCACGGUGACCGAAAGGCAGUCAAGAGGCGAAAUGAUGUUGAAACACAUCACCGGAGGAGACACAGGAGUCGAAGUCGUAGCCCGGGGAGGCGUCGAGAUAGGUCACCGAAGAGGCGGGACGAGGGCAAUUACCAGCGCAGACCGAAGGACGACAGAGAUGACAGGCGCCGCCAUCGAAGCCCCGAGAAGGACGAUCGGCGACAUCGAAGGCCCCAUCAACGGGAGCGUAGCCGGAGUCGCAGCCCUCGAAGAUCGGGGAGAAGAAGGGAUGAUAGGGAGGACAAUAAUAACUACAGACCGGGAUUAGGAGAUAGACGGCCACGGCGGAGCAGCAGCCCUCCAAAAGAUCGGAGACGGAGGUCUCCUGGGGAUUCUCGUUGAUACGGUGCAGGAAAAAUCUGCGCGGAUAUUGCCGUCUGAUUAUUUGCCCUUAGGCAGGAUACUGCAUAGGACGAUUGGCAAGGCAGAGCACACGGCCCGGGAUGGUGCAACUACGUUAAGGGUUAAGCACUGGGAAUACCUGCAGUGUUUGCGCCCACAACAUGCGGUAGAGGAUAUAUCUGUAUAUGUAGGUGUUGUUAUAGGUAUGUCAGCAGCGUGGAAACCUCGACGAGACCAUUCCUAAGUUUACCCAGGCAUGUCUAACCUUCUCGGCCGGAAUCCAACCGUAAGUUGGCAGCAGGUUGGUUGACUUGGUGGUUCUAGCAUCCGUACUCCUCUAAAGAAUGUUGUUGUCCCCGGCACGGGCUCUCUAUUCACGGGAGUCUUCCAUGCCUUGGUGAGUUACCUCUAUCUUGCCCUGGCCUGUUUGCAGCCGGGGUUACCCGUUCGCUUCGGACGUCUAACAUGAGGCCGUACACAUUACGUUUCCCUUGUUUUGUCUUCGGUAGUUUAGGUACCUAUUUUCGUCAAAUUACGGCUGUACACAUCUGUGUUGAGGUCAGCUUCAGGAAUACUUGCCCGAGUUGCUGCACAUUGAGAUAGUAUUGCGUAAACCGUAGACGUCUGCAUUGUAUGACUUGCGUACCUAUGUAGGCUUAUAUGGUCUGGUUCAA